UUAAGCCCCCAAAACACAUUUCUUUAAAAAAAAUACAAUUUUACGACAUAGCCAAUUUUUACUUUGUGGCUGUGGUAACUAUCGGAAAACACUAGAAAAAAACUGAACAAGACAACAGUGCAACGUUAUGAGCGGUGAGGACUGGAAUAUGUGAACAUUGUACAGUGCUGGUGAUAUAUAACCCACCAUUGAAGAUGCCUGCGGUGUCCCGCGGGGCGAAGGACUUGUACCUCUCUACUAACCUGGGGGACCUCAACAAGAAAGCUGAAGUCAAGCCUGACAAAAUCAACACCAGGAGCUAUGUCCAGAGUGCCUGUAAGAUCUUCAAGGCUGCGGAGGAGUGUCGUCUGGAUGGAGACGAGGAGAAGGCCUAUGUUCUCUACAUGAAAUACCUAACGGUUUAUGAUCUCAUCAAGAAGAGGCCCGACUUCAAGCAGCAACAGGAGUUCUUCCUGUCCGUGCUGGGGCCCACCAGCUUUAAAAAAGCCAUAGAAGAAGCCGAGAAACUCUCUGAAAGCCUUAAACUCAGGUACGAGGAAGUCGAGGUUCGCAAAAAGCUUGAGGAGAAAGAGAGACAAGAGGAGAAGAAAAGGAGGGAGGAUAAGAUGGAGAAAGAUGGAGGGAGGGCAUCUCCAAAAGCAGGGAAAGAGAUCAAGAAGAGGCAGAAGGAGUUGAAAAAUUUAACUGCAAAAGCUGCGGUGUCUGCAGGAGGGAUCACAGCAGAGGGGUUGUUCAAGAUGAUGAGGGACCAGGCCAUUACGGUCAUUGUGAUGGACGCUCGCUGCCUCCGAGACUUCCAGGACUCACAGAUCCAGGUCCCCACCCAGACCGUCAUCAGUGUCCCAGAGGAGGCUAUCAACCCUGGCAUCACAGUGAACCAGAUUGAGGCCAAUCUACCUGAUGCGUCCAGAGAGACGUGGAAGAGACGGGGGUUCGUAGAUUACAUCAUCCUACUGGACUGGUUCAGCUCUGUUACUGACCUCAAACUGGGAAGCACCUUACAAAGCCUCAAAGAUGCUCUCUACAAGUGGGACAGUACCACUAUCCUGCGUAGUGAGCCCAUGGUUCUGGAGGGAGGCUAUGAGAGCUGGCUCCUCUUCUACCCCAUGUACACAUCCAACGCCAAAGUCAGACCGCCCCGAACACACAGCUACAGCACCCUCCCACAGCUGAACUUCAGCUACCCGUCACUGGAGGAGCCGAAACCUCCAACCCCUCCUCCCCCCGAGCCGGACCCUGAACCCCAGGCUCCCCCUGCCUCCCUGAGUAGCGUACAGGUGAACGGUGCCCCCCUGGAGGAUCUGACCCCCUCCCACCCUCAGACCCCCUCCACAUGGAUGGAGGCUGACGCCACAGACUCACCCCACACAGGGUUCACUCACCCUGGAGUAGACCACAGCAAGAAGGACCCUGGAGCCGGGCCAGGGACCCCCAGCCAGCCUGGAGGGACAGCCAAGCACAUCCCACAGAUCGACCGUACCAAGAAGCCAUCAGUCAGAGUCUCAGAUGGGUCUAAAACCCCCCUGGAUGCCCUCCCCAGGGACCUGCCUCCCUCCUCCCAGAAUGGCCCGUCUGUACCCCAACCCAACCGCUCGGUCAAACCGGCCUUUGACCCGGCGGUGCCUCUGACGGACGAGGAAAGAGGUCAGAUCCACACAGAGACGGCUGCUCUGAUGGAGAAGGCCCGGAGAGAGCAGGAACAACGCAAACAGGAACGCCGCACCGAGGAGGAGUGGAGAGAGAGGGAACGCCGGGAGAAGGAAAAUGAGGAGAUGGAGAGGAGGAAAGAGGAAGAGAACAGGACUCAGGAGAGGAAGAGGUUGGAGAGACACAAGGCAGAGGAGGAGAACGGGGUUAGGGAAGAGCGAGAGAAGAGGGGGAAGGAGCAGAGGGAGGAUACGCCGACCAACGGUGAUUCUCUGGACUCGCCGGCUCCCAACCGUAUCGUCACUGAGAUUAAGGCUCCCUCCCCCCUGAAGCUUAGUGGUGAUGUAAAGAGGAGUCGUCAGCCUGGGAUGUUAAAGCAUAGAACAGUUGAUGACUAUGUCAUACCCAAGCGGGAGCUCCUAACCAGAGCCAGAAGUGAAGAGAUGGGGAGGAGUGUACCAGGCCUGCCUGUUGGCUGGAUGAAGUUCUUGGAUACGGUAACCGGUACCUACCGUUACUACCAUUCCCCAACCAACCGGGUGCACCGCUACCCCCCUGAGGUCAGCGUGCCCCAGACACCCCCCUCCACCCCUCCUACGGCCAAACAGAAGCAGCCUCGCCCCGCUGAGCCAGACCAGACCAUGGAACGUGACCAAGAGCAGUCCAAACUGAAACGUUCCUAUUCUUCUCCAGACAUCAGCCAGGACCUGAGGGAGGAGGGGCUAAAGAAGGUUACCGCCCCUAUAACUGCAGCCACGCGCCCAACUUUUAACAGGGAGACCAAACCGUCCACUGCUAGCGUCUACACCAAGGUGGAGAUCGCCCGUCCGUCUGCGGCUAAGAUACGCAACCUGAACCCUGUGUUCGGCGGUCUGGGCGCCUCGCUCACCGGCCUGCGUAACCUCGGUAACACCUGCUACAUGAACUCCAUCCUGCAGUGUCUCUGCAACACCCCGGCCAUGGUCGACUACUUCAACAAGAACCUCUAUCAGGAGGAUAUCAACAGGGCUAAUAUCCUGGGUCACCGAGGCGAGGUGGCAGAGGAGUUUGGUGUGAUCAUGAAGGCUCUGUGGUCAGGCCUGUAUAAGUGUAUCAGCCCCCGCGACUUUAAGGUCACUAUAGGGAAGAUCAAUGAAUCCUUCUCUGGCCAGGAACAACAGGACUCCCAGGAGCUGCUGCUCUUCCUUAUGGACGGACUCCACGAGGACCUCAACAAGGCUGCUAACCGUAAGGGUUACAUAGAGGAGGAGAAUGACGAUCUGGACGACCAGCGGGCUGCUGACCAGGCCUGGACCAAACACAAGCUGCUCAACGAGUCUGUCAUCGUAGCGCUGUUCCAGGGUCAGUUUAAGAGCACAGUUCAGUGUCUCACCUGCCACAGGAAGUCCCGCACCUUCGAGACCUUUAUGUACCUGACCCUGCCGCUGGCCUCCAGCAACAAGUGUUCCCUGCAGGACUGUCUGAAGUUGUUUUCUAAGGAGGAGAAGAUGACCGACCAGAACAAGGUGUUCUGUCGCCACUGUAAAGCUCUCAGAGACUCCGUCAAGAAACUGGAGAUCUGGAAGGUCCCGCCCAUCAUACUGGUUCACCUUAAACGGUUCUCGUACGAGGGCCGUUGGAAGCAGAAGCUACAGACCACAGUAGACUUCCCUCUGGAGAACCUGGACCUCAGUCAGUAUGUCAUCGGACCCAGACUCGGCCUCAAGAGAUACAACCUGUUUGGAGUGUCUAACCAUUAUGGCGGUCUGGAUGGGGGUCACUACACAGCCUACUGUAAGAACGCCAUGAAACAGCGCUGGUACAAGUUUGACGACCACGAGGUCUCCGAAAUCUCCACCUCCACCGUCAAGUCCUCUGCAGCGUACAUCUUCUUCUUCUCCUCCCUGUGAGGGCAGAGCUGCAACACUGCCAGGAGCUAUGAGGCUACGUAAAGGCUACAUAAAGGCUACAUAAAGGCUACAUAAAGGCUAGCUAACAUGCAGAGCUGCUUUGACUCAGCUUCCUCUGCUGGUGGGAGAAAGGAACUGAACUGGCAAUGUUUUUGUUAACUGAACUGAACUGCCAGGGGCCAUACUUGUGAACAUUUGCUUAGAGCAUGGUUUAAACCGUUAGUCUAAAAUGGCUGCUAGCUGUUUCUCUCAGGCCAUCCUGGCCAAAUUAGCCACAACGCUAAUUAGCCACCACGCUGAGGAAGGCCAGCUAAGUAGAUGAUUAUAUCCGAAUAAACAAAUCAACCUAUCAGAUAACUUAGAGCCACCAUCCAAUCACAUUUGUUCAUGAGGUCAAUUUGCUUCCAACUGAUUGGUCUAAGUGGAGUUUCCCCAAUAUAUGUUUUUGCAUGAUGCUUCCUUGACUAGGCAAGUGGCAUCAUAAAAAAAUGGCGGUUUUCACAUAUAUGAUGAAGUUCUGUGUUGUUUCUUAUCCAUUUAACACAAACAACUCCAUGUACUUUUCAAUUACAAACGUCGGAGGAUGAUAUUGUAACAUGUUUGUUAUUCAUACAUUGUCAAAGUGAUUUAUUUUUAAGGAGGAAAUUCAUGGUCUAAGCAGACGUUCACAAGUAUGGCCAGGUUUUGGAUAACUGAACUGGCUAGGUUUGGUGGUUUUGGUAGACUGAACUAACAGGUUGAUGUGUGGAAAGACAGGGACACACUGUAGCGUGUGGUGGAAGGGUGGGUUAGUGACUGGGUGUGUGGAGGAAAGGGACACACUGUUGCGUGUGGUGGAAGGGUGGGUUAGUGACUGGGUGUGUGGAAAGACAGGGACACUGUAGUGUGUGGUGGAAGGGUGGGUUAGUGACUGGGUGUGUGGAAAGACAGGGACACACUGUAGCGUGUGGUGGAAGGGUGGGAUAGUGACUGGGUGUGUGGAAAGACAGGGACACACUGUAGCGUGUGGUGGAAGGGUGGGUUAGUGACUGGGUGUGUGGAAAGACAGGGACACACUGUAGUGUGUGGUGGAAGGGUGUGUUAGUGACUGGGUGGGUGGAAAGACAGGGACACACUGUAGCGUGUGGUGGAAUGGUGGGUUAGUGACUGGGUGGGUGGAGGAAAGGGACACACUAGCGUGUGGUGGAAGGGUGGGUUAGUGACUGGGUGGGUUCCCUGUUAAAACACUGUCUAUUCAUACUAAACCAGAGAGCAGGGAGAGGGUUCCCUGUUAAAACACCGUCUAUUCAUACUAAACCAGAGAGCAGGGAGAGGGUUCCCUGUUCUAAUCACCUCAGCUUAAACCCCUGUUCUUAACACAGCAACGUUGUCAUUCUGCUAGUUCUGGGUUUCAGUUGAGUCUGUGUGGCGUGGACAGACUUUUGUUAGUAUACACAGACCUUAUACACAGACCUUAUUUAAGAUACCAUGUACUAUGAAUCUUCUAGUGAAGAGUAUAGGGACGUUUAGUUAGGAAGACUGACGUCAGGGACGUUUAGUGUGACGUACACGGCCUUCGGAAAGUUUUCAGACCCCUUGACUUUCCACAUUUUAUUACGUUAAGGCAAAUGUAUUCAAUCGUUUUUUCUCCUCAUUAAUCUACACACAAUACCCCAUAAUGACAAAGCAAAAACAGGUUUUUAUAAAUGUUUGCUAAUUUAUUCAAAAUAAACAAGUAUUUACAUAAG
Oncorhynchus kisutch (coho salmon) is the source of this 5263-nucleotide messenger RNA. Its product is annotated as ubiquitin carboxyl-terminal hydrolase 8. The transcript is spliced from 20 exons. NCBI's taxonomy places the organism in Eukaryota, Metazoa, Chordata, Actinopteri, Salmoniformes, Salmonidae. The record is from RefSeq and is a predicted model, not a curated record. Gene Ontology annotation, molecular function: cysteine-type deubiquitinase activity. The coding region runs from base 195 to 3536 and encodes 1113 amino acids. Gene Ontology annotation, biological process: protein deubiquitination.